Aureobasidium namibiae CBS 147.97 is the source of this 1362-nucleotide messenger RNA. Its product is annotated as ERG8, Phosphomevalonate kinase. Gene Ontology annotation, biological process: isopentenyl diphosphate biosynthetic process, mevalonate pathway; ergosterol biosynthetic process. Gene Ontology annotation, molecular function: phosphomevalonate kinase activity; ATP binding. Lineage: Eukaryota; Fungi; Ascomycota; Dothideomycetes; Dothideales; Saccotheciaceae. The transcript has 2 exons. Gene Ontology annotation, cellular component: peroxisome. The coding region runs from base 1 to 1362 and encodes 453 amino acids. The record is from RefSeq and is a predicted model, not a curated record.
AUGAGUUCAAGUGCUGUCGCUGUGUCUGCGCCUGGCAAGGUCUUGUUAGCUGGCGGUUAUCUCGUGCUCGACAGAAAUUACAAUGGCCUUGUGUUUGGUCUGGAUGCUCGUAUCCACGUCUCUGUGAAGCCCUUUGCCUCGGGUUCAGGGGUCACCUUUUCUGAGAUUACAGUCAAAUCACCUCAAUUCCAAAAUGCUGUCUGGGAAUAUGGCUACCGAUUGGCCGCCGAGGAUGGAGGUGUCAAAGUGACUCAAUUGAGAGUUAACGCUGACCUAAAACUGAACCGCAAUCCAUUCGUCGAAACAGCUUUGGCUUAUGCUCUGAGCUACAUUUCCAGUGUUGGGUCAUCCAACAUCUCGCCUUCAUCAAUCACCAUCCUGGCAGACAAUGACUACUACUCAACUUCUUCGGCAUCAUUGACAGGUGCAAGAUUCCACAACUUCGGCGUGCCUCUCUCGGAAGCAAACAAGACUGGACUGGGAUCCUCGGCUGCUCUGGUGACUGCAUUCACAGCUGCUGUACUCAGCUACUACCUACCUCAGGAUGUCUUUGACGUGACCACGGAAGCUGGCAAGCGUAAGCUACACAACUUGGCACAGGCAGCUCAUUGUGCUGCCCAAGGUAAAGUAGGGUCUGGAUUCGAUGUGGCUUCUGCAGUCUACGGUAGCUGUCUGUACCGAAGGUUCUCGCCAGCAAUACUAUCAGCACACGGAGAACCGGGCGCACCAGGAUUUGGCAAACAGCUCGUGGACAUUGUUAACGAAAGCGGAGCUAAUGGCAAAUGGGACACUGAGAUUGUCAAAGACCAGGUCAAGGUACCUAAUGGAAUCAGGCUUGUCAUGUGCGACGUCAGCUGUGGCAGCCAGACACCUGGUAUGGUCAAGCAGGUGCUCGCAUGGAGAAAGGAUACUGGAGCAGAGGGCGAGAAAGUGUGGGAAGGGUUGCAGAAUGUCAAUGAGGGAUUGGCACAAGAGCUGGUCCAAUUGGCAGAGAGCGGAUCCAAGGACUACUCGGAGCUCAGGCGACGCAUUCAGGCAAUCAGACAAGGUAUCCGCGAGAUGAGUAAGCAAAGCGGAGUGCCGAUCGAGCCACCAGCGCAGACGGAACUACUGGAUGCAUGCAGCAAGGUCGAAGGCGUGGUUGGCGGAGUAGUGCCCGGAGCAGGAGGCUAUGAUGCAAUUGCUCUGCUGAUUGAGGAUCGGGAAGAGGUGGUAGAGAAGUUGAGAGAGGUGUUGUCUGGGUGGAAGCUGUCGGGUGAGGCCGAUGGCAGUAUGGGCAAGGUCAGCAUGCUGGGAGUGAAGCAGGAGAUGUCGGGAGUUAGAGUGGAGCAGGGCGGCGAGUAUGCGGAGUGGAGCGAGUAG